This is a messenger RNA of Parastagonospora nodorum SN15, 1722 nucleotides long. RefSeq lists its product as hypothetical. Bases 1 to 1722 code for a protein of 573 amino acids. NCBI's taxonomy places the organism in Eukaryota, Fungi, Ascomycota, Dothideomycetes, Pleosporales, Phaeosphaeriaceae. The record is from RefSeq and is a predicted model, not a curated record. The transcript is spliced from 2 exons.
AUGGAUGAGCGACUCAACGAAAUGACAUCCAAGCCUGCUGAUUCGAGUUGCUUGUCCUUCCUCGACCUACCCGCUGAGAUUCGCAAUCAUAUCUACGCCGAGAUUUACGAGCACGUCGACCACAUCGUGCUCACACGCAACCCGGCUGGCGAUGAUCUCGUCACCUUACAUCGAAGGGUCUAUGACCGUAACCACGCCUUGCCUUGGAGAACCGGAACAAUCGUAGGUACGGCUGUCAUCCAAGAGACCUCUGCAGUAGCUAGACUGACUCGAAUAGGAGAGCAGAUUGAAAUGCCGUAUCGACAGAACGACACGCUGCCAGCUUUCCAAGAGGGUCUGUCGCUCUUCCUGACCUGUCGGCAAAUCUCCAAUGAAGCUGCAUCCGUCUUCUACUCGAACAACGUCUUCCGCAUGGCUGUAAAGCGCAACCUGGGUCUUUGUCCUUACAUUCACGAAGAGUGUCAACCCGGCAGUCGUAUGCUCGACAAAUGGCUCGAACAAAUAGGCGCCAAACGUAUGCUGGUGAAAAAAGUCUGCCUGGACCUAGACAGCAUAUGCCAGGUCCAUUGCAAGAACAAUGAAUCACAUAUCGAGUGGGUACAGGGUAACCGUCCCAGCCCCAUUCCCAACGGUGAUUACUUCGCAGUCUUGCCAUUGCUCAAUAUAAUCUGGAAACACAGUCUUCAGCUUAAGGUCUCGGUUGAGCGAUCGAAGCAGGCCCGUAGUCGGUUCACUUACAACAGGCACUACCCCUAUUCACCUUUCAAGGCCAUGUCAACUGCAUUACAAUCCUUCUGCAGGGACGACCUUGAUGUUGCGAAGUUUCAGCGUACCCUGGCGUGUAUAGCCAUCAAGAAUGAUGGAUCAGGUGGGGAUAUGGUUUCCCGGACGACAACUGAACAUGACCAUGUGCAAGAGAACAGCAGCGGUAUCGCCGUUCCCGAGCGCUCUAGAGGAUUGCCAGACCUGUGGGGCCAUGGCUGUAUAGACACUGCCAAGGGCUUCUCGUUGGGUGAAGGUGACCGACUUCAUUGGGACCAAGACGACUCUCCCAUCAAACUUUCCAAACUACCAAGAUACAUCUAUCACGGGGUAUUGAAAAGGGUCAUCAAGGAUGGGGCAGCCAAGACUCUUGAUCUCGAUAAUCUUGAGGGUUCUGUUCUUUGGCCUGAACCGGUGUACGUUAACCGUGAGCUUCGUCGAGAAUUCUCAUGGCACAUGCUCUAUCGAUUCAACAUGCUCGCUUGGAGCCCCGGACUCGAUGGUUCUCAGCCCCACUUCAAGCUAUCCGUCAAGCUCGACGGCGCGCUGACUAUGGAGGAGCUCCGCAUCGCCAUCCUGCCGUUUGUUAUUGCUAGUUCACAGACAUGGAACGACAGAUGUGUUACCUUCACUCUCGAUACCCCAGGAUCAAAGCAGCAAGCAGUGACGAUUGAGAUGGACUUGCUGCGCCGCCGGGUCCUGCUUGCGCUGAAGGGAUACUUCAAGGAGCAUGGGAACGGCACUGAGAUGUGUCCGGAGUUAUGGAUCAACGGACAUGGUCGGGUCAUGGAGGUUGUGCGCAAAGAUGCUACAUCGCGAGCUGUUGUGCAAGAUAGUGCAGUGGUUCCUGCGCGUGCUGCGAAGCAGUCUUCCGCACCGCCGUAUCCCACUGACGGAAAGCUAGAUAGCACGAUCAGCUAUCUGGCCUGGUACAAACGAUCGUGGCAGAAGUUGAAGUAA